This is a messenger RNA of Adineta ricciae, 3894 nucleotides long. NCBI's taxonomy places the organism in Eukaryota, Metazoa, Rotifera, Eurotatoria, Adinetida, Adinetidae. The record is from the annotation of a GenBank genome assembly.
AUGAAUUCAUCAGAUGAUUUACCAUUGUCACCAAAUGCAUCAGUGGGAAAUGCAUUACCUAUUGAUGUCAUAGAUAAAUUAAUGUCCGACGCGGCAAGUGCUGAAAUCGAGUCAGCAAUUCUUGAUCCAACAAGGAUGGACGAAAGUGAUGAUUUGACUUUAAUCGAUGAUUUUUCUUCAGUUGAUCAUAUAACAUUUGUGCGUGAUGUUGUUCCAUAUGAAAUAGAUUCAUAUUCAUCAAACGAUCUGAAUGAAAUGCAACAAGCAACAACUUUCACUAAUAUUCGACGUGUUCAAGGAAUCAAAGAUUUAACUAACGGAAGAUAUGCAUCGAUUCUACCUGAAAUAAGAAUUCCAAAGAAGUAUAUUCAAGAAGAUCCAGUCAGAAUAGCUGUCGCCUUUGUUGUCGAAGAAUGUGAAGAAAAUCAUAUUAUCUGGCGUUUACAUCAAAAGAAAAGUUUUUUACCUGACGGUAAUGAUUCAGAUACAAUCGCUUUUAAUCCAUUACGUAUUGAAAUUGAACCAUCAGGGAAAACACAGAAUGACAGUUAUAAAUUACCGUUAAGAAUGUGCAAUAAUCUUCGAGCUGAAUUCAUUAAACGAGAAAAUGACGUGUUUCAUAAACUUCAUUCAACUGUAGCUCGUCGUUUGCAUUUUGCUGAACAUUUACCUGAUAUUCCAAGAUUGGCGUGUGUAAUAGUUGACAGACAAGGAAAUUUGAUAUGGGAAACUUUCGGUCUGUCGAAUUUUAUUCAACCGAUUCCUACUGGGCAGGGAAGCCGCGUUCUCACGACCUCAGAUCUUCGAUUGAACGACAAGCAAACGAAUGAUGACGUUUUGCCAUUAACAACAGCACCCACAACACAAAUACUUGAUAAACCAUUGAGACGACGUGUAUUGCAAAAUUUCUUUAUUGUCUGGUUAGAUCCUGCAAUCAAUCAACCAAACAAUGAUAUCUUUAAUUCAAUUAUAAGAUUACAGGAUAUUGUUAAUUCUUUGUAUACAUUUGCAGAUAUUGAUGAAUGCAUCAAUUUUAUCACUGAUGCCAAUGAUGAGAAAGUAAUACUGAUAACAUCUGGUUCACUCGGUCAACAAAUUACACCUUCUAUUCAUGAUAUUCCUCAACUCGAUUCGAUUUAUAUAUUUUGUUACCGGAAGACUUUUCAUAACCACUGGGCAACGCGUUGGAUGAAAGUUAAAGGUGUUUUCACAGAUAUUGCCUCAAUGUAUGAAUCACUCAAACAGGCAACGCGAUUAUGUGAUCAAAGUGCCAUGUCAAUCAGCUUUCUGAGAGAAGAAAAUUUACCCGAACGGCAGGCAAACCAACUUAAUCCAUCGUUUAUGUAUUUACAAAUAUUAAAAGAAAUCAUACUUACCCUUGACUUUAAUGAAGGUCACAGAAUUGAAUUCGUAACUUAUUGUCGCGAUGCAUUCGCUCAUAAUCAGAGCAUAUUAAAGAAUAUCGAUAAAUUUCAAAAGGCUUAUGAACCAGAUGCAUCGAUCCAAUGGUAUACUUCGUCAUAUUUUUUACAUUCAAUGCUUAACCGAGCGUUACGAAAACUCGAUGUCGAUGUAAUUCUCAAAAUGGGAUUUUUUCUACAAGAUCUUCAUCGUCAAAUUAGUCAACUACAUUCAGAACAAAUGAUUAAUAAUGAAAAAUUCAGAGUAUAUCGAGGACAAUCUUUAUCAACGAAAGAUUUCGAAACAUUAACACGAAGUUCGCAAGGUUUAAUGUCUUUCAACAGUUUUCUGUCGACAAGCCUAGAUCGAAAUGUAGCUUUCGUAUAUGCUGAAAGUAGUGUUCAUAUUCAAGACACAAUAGGUGUGCUCUUUACAAUGAGUAUUGAUGCAUCACUAGAUGCUGUUCCUUUUGCGAGUAUACGACAUUUGAGUUUUUUUGAAUCAGAAGAUGAAAUACUCUUUUCAAUGAAUAGUGUCUUUCGUAUUGAUGAAAUUAAAAACAUACAUGAGACUGAAAACAUUUGGGAAAUUAGUUUAAGAUUAACAGAUGAUAAAGAUACAGAAGUAGAACUUCUUAAAAGAAGUUUGGAAAACGAGGCAUCGGAAGAAGAACCAUUGUAUCGACUGGGGGUGCUGCUUACCAGAUUAGGUGAAAUCGGCAAAUCCGAACAAAUUUAUAUGAAUCUUCUUGAAAAAACAUCAAAUGAACUGGAAAAAAUGUCAUUAUACCAUCGACUUGGUUCAAUCAAGCAUACACAAGGUGAAUUUAGUCAAACUCUAAAAUUGGAGGGCAAAGCAUUAGAAAUUGCACAUCGGAAACUAUCAUCCGAUCCUUUAUGGUUUAGUGCUCUAUACAAUGACAUCGCUCAAGUUUAUUUUAGCAUGGGUGAUUAUUCACAUGCACUGAAAUAUUAUGACAAAGUUCUCGAAAUUAAGCAGAAACAUCUCGAACCUGAUCAUAUUGAAUUUGCAAUCUAUUAUGUGAAUGUUGGUUUGGUAUAUCGAAGUAUCGGCAACCAUAAGAGAGCUCGUUUGUGUUAUGAAAAAGCUUUAAACAUCCAAGAAAAGUAUCUGCCAUCAAAUCAUCCUGACUUAGCUUCCACAUACGAUAAUCUCGGUAAUGUUUUGGGCGACUUGGGAGACUAUUUACAGACAAUUUCAUAUUCCGAAAAAGCGUUGGCAAUUCGACAGCAGUCUCUUCCUUCGAGUCAUCCUGAUUUAGCUGCAACAUAUAACAAUCUGGGCUGUGUAUAUUAUAAAAUGGGUGAUUAUUCAAAAGCACUUUCAUACUAUGAAAAAGCACUUUCAAUACGACAACAAUCUCUUCCACCAAAUCAUCCUGACUUAGCUUUAUCGUUGAACAAUAUCGCUAAAAUAUAUGAUGAAACCAACGAAUAUUCUAAAGCGCUUUUAUAUUAUGAAAAAGCACUGAAAAUCCAACAAGAAACACUUCAUCCAACUCAUCUUAAUUUGGCAAUGUUAUACAGCAACAUAGGCAGUACGCAUGACAGCAUGGGACACUAUUCUAAAUCGCUUUCCUUCUAUGAAAAAGGAUUGGAGAUUUUUCAAAAAACUCUUCCUGCUGAUCAUGCGUAUUUAGCCUCAUCAUACAAUAAUAUUGGCGCUACGCAUGAAAACAUGGGUGAAUAUACGAAAGCACUCGAAUAUUAUGAGAAAGCAUUAAGUAUACAAAAGCAAAGUCUUCCGUCAAGUCAUCCCGAUUUGGCUUUGUCGUAUAGUAACAUCGGAAAAAUUUAUGAGAACAUGGGAGAUUAUCCCAAAGCACUUUCCUUUUUAGAAAAAGGGCUAUCGAUUUUUCAACAAAGUCUACCUUCAAAUCAUCCCCAUCAAGCUUCAUCGUAUAACAAUAUUGGCAAUAUUUAUAAUAGCAUGGGAGAUUAUCGCAAAGCACUCGAAUAUUAUGAGAUAGCAUUAAGUAUACAACAGCAAAGUCUUCCGUCAAUUCAUCCUGCUUUAGCAUCAUCGUACAAUAAUAUCGGUAAUUCUUAUGAUAGUAUGGGCGAUUAUUCAAAAGCAUUAUUAUAUUAUGAAAGAUCGUUGUCCAUACAAUCAAACUCUCUUCCAUCGAACCAUCCUGACUUCGCUUCUUCAUACAAUAAUAUAGGUACUGUGUACUACAGGAUGGGUGACUAUGCAAAAGCAUUAUCAUUUUAUGAAAAAGCGCUAGAAAUACAAGAGAAAAUUCUUCCUUCGAAUCAUCCUAGUAUUGGAUUAUCAUUGUACAACAUAGCAAAUGUAUAUUACGAUAUGGGUGAACAUUCAAAGGCAUCUUCAUACUAUCAAGGUUCUAUACAAAUCUUUCAGCACUCUUUACCUCCUGACCAUCCUCAUAUUCAAACCGUAGAAAGUACCAUUAAUCGCAUAAAGACUCUGACCUUUUUGAAAAGUGAAGAAAAUCAUAUUGUCUCGUGA